Messenger RNA from Epithele typhae, 525 nucleotides. RefSeq names its product cyclophilin-like domain-containing protein. Lineage: Eukaryota; Fungi; Basidiomycota; Agaricomycetes; Polyporales; Epitheliaceae. The record is from RefSeq and is a predicted model, not a curated record. Gene Ontology annotation, molecular function: peptidyl-prolyl cis-trans isomerase activity. Gene Ontology annotation, biological process: protein peptidyl-prolyl isomerization. The transcript is spliced from 2 exons. Bases 1 to 525 code for a protein of 174 amino acids.
AUGCGGUUCACGCCACCGCCGCCGCUCUGCGUGGGAAGGAUGAUCUUCGGGCUCGACGACGCACCUGGCCUUUCCAAGACGACUUCCAACUUUGCUGCUCUCUGCACGGGCGAAAAGGGACCGUGCAAGAACGCCCCCAACAAGAAGCUGCACUAUCUCGACUGUCCGAUCCACCGCAUUGUCAAAGGCUUCGUCGCGCAAGGUGGAGAUAUCACGCGCGGGGAUGGCAGUGGGGGAGAGUCCAUUUACGGCGGCAAGUUUAACGACGACAAGGCGGGCCUAAAGAAGAAACCGGCUCGGGGGGCUCUCGCGAUGGCGAACUCGGGGAAAAACACGAACUCGUCGCAAUUCUUCAUCGUGCUCACGGAUGACGAGACCAAGAUUAGCAAGAUGGCGGGGAAGUAUGUCGUGUUCGGCUUCCUGGUCGAUGGCUGGGAGGUCCUGGACCGCCUCGACGCCGUCGGCGGCGGACCUGACGGAAAUCCGAGCGAAGCAGUGUGGAUAGGAGGGUGCGGAAAGUUAUAA